GUCUAAAGAACUGCGUAUCCACCGCCUUCCCCCUACCUGGUUGCAUUUGGGCUGUCACCAACGACACUACGCGAAAUUUAGAAAUGUUUCCGCUGCCCGUCGCCCUUAGUCCAACGAUGGCCGUUCUCAACGGGCGGGCCACGUCGCCCUUUAAAAGGUUGAAAGGGAAGACAAGAGAAAACCGUGGAAUUCGAGAAAGGCUGCCAAAUUUUCGAUGGAAUUAAACGAAAUUAUUGAAGGAAAUUAUGCCCUCGCAAGGGUUGAUUUUUUCAUCUUUCCCUCCUUCCUACCGCUACGGACUGGCAGUGAAUCGCCUCAUGGCGCCGUAAAACUGUGUAUAGUACACUGGAUGCUUCCUCAUCUCAUAGCUCCGCCAGUUUGCAGAUUUAUACGGCGGUGUCGGGGAAACGAUUCCCGGGAAAUCCGGGGAAGUCUUUAGUGUUCAUAUCGUCUAUUGUUCAAAAAACAGCUGUUUUUUUCCUCUUAUGGAGAAGGUCUGUUGGGGAGUUUCAGAUUUAUCUUGUCUUGCCGUAGCCAAAAAUUCUCUCUUCUCUUGUUCCCUCUUCUGGUGCUUGUCCUAACGUCCUUAAUUUACUCGCUUCUUUUACGGUCACUACUAAUAUAACUUUCCGUCUUUUCUCGUUUUCUGGUAGGAAGGAAUGUUAAUUUUUAAGUGAGAUAUUUUAAUGGACUGUUACAGUCCAUUACAGUUCAUCACCUGGGCCCUUUGGUUGGCUUAGUGACAUGCACGCCUCUCUCUCUCCUCUCUAUCUAUAGAAGAUAGACAAUCGAGGGCAUUCUGGUGGAUUUAAAUAUUUAUUCCGAUUUUUUCUUAUUAAAAUUUAUUUGGUUUUGGGGUAUGCGUAAAGGAUCGUUGAAUUCACUGGCGAGUUUGCUUCGUCGGAUUCGUGUGGACAUCGUGGCGGUAGGUCAGCGAUUUGAGACGAGAAACGACAGGCAGGUUAUAAACUAAUUUACUUCAAAUGAACGCGCUGCUGAAUUUUCUGUUGACCCUGGAACGGUGCUAAACAAUUUCCCGAGCUAAGGGUGCCUCCAUUUCUCCCUUCUGGUCUAGAUUGAGUGGAAGUGCAUCUCUGAAGGCAAAGACCACUAUGUCAGUUUCAAUGAGAGAUUUGGAUCCUGCUUUCCAGGGUGCUGGACAGAAAGCAGGUAUUGAGAUUUGGCGCAUUGAAAAUUUUCGACCUGUUCUUGUCCCAGCAUCUUCACAUGGAAAAUUUUUUACUGGAGACUCUUAUGUCAUCUUGAAGACAACUUCUUUGAAAUCUGGUGCCCUUCGACACGAUAUUCAUUAUUGGAUAGGCAAAGAUACAAGCCAGGAUGAAGCUUGCACCGCAGCAGUAAAGACUGUAGAGCUAGAUGCAGCAUUGGGAGGUCGUGCUGUCCAAUAUAGAGAAGUGCAAGGCUAUGAAACAGAAAAGUUCCUCUCCUACUUUAAGCCAUGUAUUAUACCUCAAGCUGGUGGAAUGGCCUCAGGUUUCAAACAUGUUGAAGAGAAAAAGAAUGAAACCCGUCUAUUUGUUUCCAAAGGAAAACAUGUUGUUCAUGUGAAAGAGGUCCCUUUUGCUCGAUCAUCAUUAAAUCAUGAAGACGUAUUCAUCCUGGAUACAAAAUCAAAAAUCUUCCAAUUCAAUGGUUCCACCUCUUCUAUUCAGGAGAGGGCCAAGGCUCUUGAAGUUGUUGAAUACCUCAAAGCUACUUAUCAUGAUGGAAAGUGUGAGGUAGCUCCUGUAGAGGAUGGGAAAUUGAUGGCUGAUCCUGAAUCUGGAGAAUUCUGGGGUUUGUUUGGUGGAUUUGCCCCACUUCCAAGAAAGGCGACCGCAGAAGAGGAUGCAAGUACUGAGCCACUGCCACCAAAGUUGUUAUGUAUAGAGAAAGGGUGUGCAGUGCCUGUAGAGGCUAAGUCUUUAACUAGACAACUGUUAAAGACAAUGAAAUGUUACCUGCUAGAUUGUGGGGUAGAACUUUUUGUCUGGAUGGGCAGAAGUACCUCUCUGGAUGAAAGGAAGACCGCUUGUUCAGUGGCAGAAGAGGUAAUUGCUGGUCCAGGACGCCUGAAAGGUCACAUAAUUCGGGUCAUUGAGGGCUUUGAGACUGUGGUAUUUCAAUUAAAAUUUGAUAGUUGGCCAUUAUCCACUGAAGUGACUGUAUGUGACGAUGGCCGAGGCAAAGUUGCUGCUUUAUUAAAACGGCAAGGACUUAAUGUCAAAGGUCUAAUGAAGGCCGUUCCUGUCAAAGAAGAGCAACAUGCAUCCAUUGAUUGUACAGGAAAUCUGCAGGUUUGGCGAGUAAAUGAUCAAAGCAAGACACUCAUUCCACCCAAUGAGCAGUUGAAGUUUUAUUCUGGAGAUUGCUAUAUUUUUCAGUAUACAUAUCCUGGGGAGCAUAAAGAGGAAUGUCUCAUUGGCACGUGGUUAGGGAAGCAAAGUGUUGAGGAGGAGCAGAAGGCUGCAAUCUCCAUGAUGAACAAGAUGGCAGAGGUAUUGAAGGGGCAAGCUGUUCAGGCUAAAAUUUUUGAAGGGAGGGAGCCCAUCCAGUUCUUCUCAAUUCUUCAAAGUUUUGUUGUAUUUAAGGGUGGGAUGAGUUCAGGAUACAAAAAAUAUGUAUCUGAAACCUGUACUGUUGAUGACACAUACUCAGAAGGUGGGGUUGCUCUUUUCAGAGUGCAGGGCUCUGGACCAGAAAAUAUGCAAGCAAUUCAAGUUGAAACGGCGGCUUCAUCUCUGAACUCCUCGUAUUGUUACAUAUUACAUUCUGGAUCUACAGUCUUUACGUGGUCUGGAAGCCUUACCACAACAGAGGACCAGGAGCUAGUAGAGAGGCUGCUGGAUGUAAUUAAGCCAAACAUUCAACCCAAGGCGCAGAAAGAAGGAUCUGAGUCUGAACAGUUUUGGAGCUUGCUUGGAGGAAAAAGUGAGCACUCCAUCCAGAAGAUAGCAAAAGAUGUUGAAAGUGAUCCUCACCUAUUCUGUUGCCAUUUCUCCAAAGGAAAUUUAAAGGUUACUGAGAUAUAUAAUUUUAGCCAAGACGAUUUGAUGACAGAAGAUUUUCUCAUUUUGGACUCUCAUGCUAGCAUCUUUAUUUGGGUUGGUCAGCAAGUGGAUUCGAAGAUCAAAAUGCAGGCGUUAAGUAUAGGAGAGAAAUUUGUGAAACAUGACUUUCUACUGGAAAAAUUAUCUCCUGAGACUCCGGUAUUUGUUAUUGCUGAAGGCAAUGAACCAUCCUUUUUCACACGCUUCUUCACAUGGGAUUCUGCAAAAUCAUUGAUGCUUGGAAAUUCAUUCCAGAGGAAGCUGGCUAUUUUGAAGAAUGGAGUCACACCACCUCUAGAUAAGCCCAAAAGGCGACUGCCAGUAUCAUAUGGAGGAAGAUCUAGUGCUCCAGACAAAUCUCAGCGUUCAAGAAGUGUGUCCUUCAGUCCAGAGAGGGUUCGUGUCAGAGGUAGAUCUCCUGCGUUCAACGCACUAGCUGCUGCUUUUGAGAAUCCAAAUGCCAGGAACCUUUCAACUCCACCUCCUGUUGAGAGAAAGCUGUAUCCUAAAUCAGUGAUGUCAGAGUCUAUGAAGUUGCCGCCCACCAGAUCAGCUGCAAUUUCUGCUCUUACUGCUUCUUUUGAAUCAAAAAAGGAAAAUCUUAUCACUCGAUCUUUUAAAGCUGCUUGUCAAGUGACAAUACCAAAAGCUGCUUCACUGGAGGUCAAUCACAAAGAUAACUCUAAUUCAAUGACUAGCAGAAUUGAAGCUUUCACCAUACAGGAAGAUGUUAAAGAAGGGGUAGAAGAUGAAGAAGGGCUUCCUGUUUACCCUUAUGAGCGCCUAAAAGUAUCAUCAUCACAUCCUGUCACAGAUAUUGAUGUGACAAAAAGAGAGACCUACUUGUCUGCUGAAGAAUUCAGGGAGAAGUUUGGCAUGACAAAGGAAGCAUUUUAUAAAUUGCCUAAGUGGAGGCAGAAUAAGCAUAAAAUGGCUCUUCACCUAUUCUGAUAUCUGAUUUGCUCAACAUACAGUGGCUUGUAGGUGUAAGGUGCUCCUUCUGCAGAUAAGUAAUCAUGUGAAGGCAGAUGCAGUAUUUUUUUAGCUGUUUCUCCUCCAGGACAAGCAUUUUCUUUGCAAAUCGUCAGGUUUCUACCCUUGUAUGGUUUUUUUUUUUUUGUUCAAUAUCCAAUUUUUUGUCUUUUCUGCUUUAUUGUCUUUUGGAGAAUUUCUUUUUUGAGAUUUUUUUUUUUAAAUUAUUUGUUUGCCAAUUGUUUCACAAGACAAAAAGGAUGUGUCAAAGAAUUAUAGGUUGUAUUGUGUAUUUUAAAGAACUAUGUAAAGGAGUGUAAUAUUUGGUGGCCAUUGUUUUUUGUGACUAAUAAAAGCAUCUUACCUGA
Molecule: messenger RNA, 4390 nt
Organism: Nymphaea colorata (pocket water lily)
Lineage: Eukaryota; Viridiplantae; Streptophyta; Magnoliopsida; Nymphaeales; Nymphaeaceae
Product: villin-4-like
Exons: 24
Coding region: 1113-4001 (962 amino acids)
Biological process (GO): actin filament severing; cytoskeleton organization
Molecular function (GO): actin filament binding
Source: RefSeq, a predicted model, not a curated record